AUGAAAUCUGCUGAAGAGGAUGCAUACAGCCACACCCCCAACGUCAGUCUCUCCCAGGGCAACCCCUGCAUGCCUUCCCAAUACCACAGUCUCCAGUCUGGCCCCACCAUCUCAGUGUCCAUCAGCCAGCCUCCCAGCUACGGCGCCCACAACAACAUGAGGACAGUGGGUUACUACUCCUCCCCUGGCAUCCGUCCAAAUGGGGCGCCAGCCCUCGAGAGCCCUCGUAUUGAGAUCACAGCCUACGGGCAGUUUCCUGAGGACAAGGUUGAAGAGAGCAACAACCUUACUGUGGCUAAACGGGUCAACUCCAUCGUGACCCUGACGUUGCCCAAUGCAGAUGGCUACCGUGACCCCAGCUGCCUCAGCCCGGCCAGCAGUGUGUCGUCACGCAGCUGUCACUCCGAGGCCUCGUCCUAUGAGUCGGGCUUCUCCUACAACUACGAAAACUCACCCCAGAACUCGCCCUGGCAGUCGCCCUGCGUCUCGCCCAGGGGCUCCUCCUCUCUCGCCCUUCCGGGUGAUGCUUGCGCCAAUGCGGGCUCCCCCCGGCACUCCCCCUCCACCUCCCCCGGCACCAGUGUCACGGACGACAGCUGGAUGGGCCAGCAGGGCUCCAGGCCCAACUCCCCUUGUGGUGGAAAGAGGAAAUACAGCUUCAACGGAACCACAACCUCCAAGUACCCCUACUCCCCUAACCACUCCCCCGGGCCGUCCCCUCACACCUCCCCACGCCUCAGCGUCACAGGUGAGUCCUGGAUGCCUAACAACACCAACCAGUACACCAACUCAGCCAUAGUUGCAGCCAUCAACGCUCUGACCACAGACGGUGUGGCAGACCUGGGGGAGGGCAUCCCUCUGAAGGCCCGGAAGACCAGCUUGGAGCCUGGGGCAGUCUGCCUGAAGGUAGAGCCUGGAGGAGAGGAGCUCAGCGCUGGGGAGCUCUGUCAGGAUGAGUACCCCUUCUCCCGCCUGCCCUUUAAGAAGGAGAACUACUGUGGGGGAUUCCUGGGUGUGCCACAGCACCCAUACUCAUGGUCUAAGCCAAAGCAAUAUGUCAGCCCAUCUCUACCAGCCCUUGACUGGCAGCUGCCAUCCAGCUCGGGGCCGUACAGCCUGCAGAUCGAGGUGCAGCCCAAAUCUCACCACCGUGCCCACUAUGAGACCGAAGGGAGCAGAGGGGCAGUCAAGGCUCUGGCAGGAGGACACCCUGUGGUGCAGCUCCAAGGCUACAUGGAGAGUGAGCCGCUGACCCUGCAGCUGUUCAUUGGUACGGCAGACGACCGUCUCCUGCGGCCCCAUGCCUUCUACCAGGUCCACCGCAUCACCGGCAAGACCGUCUCCACUCCCAGCCACGAGGUCCUGCAGUCCAACACCAAGGUGCUGGAGAUUCCACUCCUGCCCGAGAACAAAAUGCGCGCCAUAAUUGACUGCGCCGGCAUCCUGAAACUUCGCAACUCGGACAUCGAGCUGAGGAAGGGCGAGACGGACGUCGGGCGUAAGAACACACGUGUGAGGAUGGUGUUCCGGGUUCACAUCAACCAGCCCACAGGAAGGACAUUGUCCCUGCAGGCUGCAUCCAACCCCAUAGAGUGCUCCCAGAGAUCAGCCCAGGAGCUGCCCUUGGUGGAUAAGCAGACCUUGGAGACGUGCCCUGCUGCUGGAGGAGAGAGGAUGCUCCUCAGCGGACACAACUUCCAACACGACUCCAAGGUGGUGUUCAUGGAGAAAGCCCAAGAUGGCCAUCACCUAUGGGAGACAGAGGCCAAGGUUGACAAGGACUCCUCCAAGUCUACAUCUCUUCUCAUUGAAAUCCCUCCUUAUCGGAACCAGAGGAUAUCCAAUCCUGUUCAGGUGAACUUCUAUGUGUGCAAUGGCAAGAGGAAAAGGAGCCAGUACCAGCACUUCACCUACAUGUCUGCCAAUGUUCCAAUGAUAAAAACGGAGCCGAAUGACGACUACGACCCCCCUCAGGUGUGUCCCCAGCGUGGCCCUGGCCUGGCGCUUCAGCCCAAGCCCUACUACACCCCACAGGUCAUGACCUCCAUUAUACCCACAGAACUCCGGCCGUGUGUGGGGGGCACCUACUCCGCCUGCCAACGGAGACUGGGAGGGAAGCCUUCCUCACUGUCCUCCUCAUCCUCCCCCAGCACCAGUCCCAAACUGCAUGACCUGUCACCCACCACGCCCUUCUCCAAGUGCCUGUCAGCAGGCCCAUCCCAGUCUCCGAUCGCACAUGUCUCCAUCAUCCAGGAGAGUCCUGGAUGCUACCAGCCACAAUCUGUCCUCUACCCACCCAGUAGUGCCUCAUCCUCACCAGGCUCACAAACCUCCACCCCUGACACCAGCGGCCCGGAAGCCCCGUUCUCCCCCACCCACUGCCUAAUGCCGCCCCAGCCCAUCAGUGGCAGCUCCAGCCCAGUGACCCAACAGUUCUCCAAAGUGCCAGAGAGAGGCAGCCGCUCCUCGAGCCCCACGUUGGCCAUUAACAUCAAACAGGAGCCAGAGGAACUGGACCAGAUGUACCUAGAUGAUGGUGAGUUAUUAAUCAUAAACCUCUCCACAUUAUCCUAA
Salvelinus namaycush (lake trout) is the source of this 2574-nucleotide messenger RNA. RefSeq names its product nuclear factor of activated T-cells, cytoplasmic 1-like. Gene Ontology annotation, biological process: cytokine production; regulation of transcription by RNA polymerase II; calcineurin-NFAT signaling cascade. Gene Ontology annotation, molecular function: RNA polymerase II cis-regulatory region sequence-specific DNA binding; transcription factor binding; DNA-binding transcription factor activity, RNA polymerase II-specific. The record is from RefSeq and is a predicted model, not a curated record. NCBI's taxonomy places the organism in Eukaryota, Metazoa, Chordata, Actinopteri, Salmoniformes, Salmonidae. Bases 1 to 2574 code for a protein of 857 amino acids. The transcript is spliced from 9 exons. Gene Ontology annotation, cellular component: transcription regulator complex.